Messenger RNA from Onthophagus taurus, 1117 nucleotides. Lineage: Eukaryota; Metazoa; Arthropoda; Insecta; Coleoptera; Scarabaeidae. The record is from RefSeq and is a predicted model, not a curated record.
UUUAAAACAAUUUUUCUUAUACUCAAUCUAUCCAAAGUAAUUCUCGGAAUUUACGAGGACGACUCUUGCAAUCAAGGCGACGCUUACCGAAGAAACUGUUUAGUUUGUUUGUGUUCAACAAAAACAAAUCGAUGGUCGUGCAAAAAUGAUAUUUGCAACGAUUGCGCCGACGAAGAAAUGUUACGAAAAGACGACUCGAAUUUUUAUUGCAAAAACGGACGAUGGACACUACUUCCAUUUCUACAACUGCCCCAAUUCCAACACACCUCCAUCUUACCAUUGGGACCGUGUAAAAAUGAAAUGUUCAAACCCGAUUGGCCCUGCAAUCGGUGUCGAUGUAAUCAAACCGAAAACGUUUGGGAAUGCCCUUUGGAAUUGUGUCGGGAAGACACGAUAAUCAAAAAUUAUUCGCACGAAUCCCGUUUAGAUCGGGUUUAUGAAUUUUUUAAAUUCGACGGAACUAAAGAGAUAUGUAAGGAAGGGGAAAUUCGUAAUGAAGAUGUUUGUAAUCGGUGUAUUUGUAAAGAAUCGAUUUGGUGGUGUAAACUGAAAGAGUGUCCUGAUGUUAUUGAACAAGAUAGCAUUGCAGCUGAUACUUUACCUGAAUUUUUAGAAAUCGAAUUACCUCCAGGGAUGGAAUCGAUUAAAGAACAAGAAGGGAAUGAAAUUAUCAAAAUUUGUAAUCCGGGUUCAAGAUAUAAAAGAGGAUGUAACACUUGUAACUGUUCGAUGGAUGGAACGGCUGAAACUUGCACACAAAGUGUUUGCGAUCAUCUUGGAAAUUUUCAGGAUGAAUUUCUUAAAAAUUAUUACGAGGAAAAUGAAUAUUUGAAUACCGACUAUUAUGAAUACGAUAACGAAAAUUAUUAUGAAUAUUACAAAUAUUUAGAUGAAAAACAUGAAAUGGAGUAUUAUAGUGGAGAAUAUGAGGCAAUUGAGACGGAUAAAUUCGGGUAUGAUGACCUAAAUGAUGAUGAAGAUGAAUAUGAUAAACCGUCGGAAGGAUAUGUUGAUGAAGAUGAUAGUUAUUAUGAAUAUUACGAUCAAUUAGAAUAAAUGGAAUAACAUUUAAAAUUGUUUUGAGCGCUAAAAUAAAAAGUAUUAUGGUGGCAUAUAA